UGGCCGCCAUCUGGGACUCGCAGGCUAUGGGGACCACAACAGGUAUUCCCUGUGUGCGGAACAGUCAAGACCAGUUAGGAUGUAACGACGUAGAGAGGGACUGCAAGAGGCAAAGGGAAGAUUUGAGGGGCGCCAGGACCGCCCAACUAGGUCAAGGGAAACGCCUCUUGUGAUAUGGGGCGCAUGUUAAAUAGUCCCGGUCAACCGCGCUUCCGCCUAACUUGCCGCAAAGUUUUUCUAGAGAAGUCGGUCCUUUUAAAAGCCGGCGUUUUUGCGGACCGCUAGAGUUGGUCAUUCGCCUCUCGGCUCGGGCUUGCUUUGCGUCUGGGCUGUUCGAGUUCUUACACACGUUGUUACCUGAAGACUUGGUCGUGGGGACUGUGUGCUUCCGCGCGCCCGAGGGACAGCGGAACUCCGGAGAAAGGGGGCGGAUCGGGCGAGCUGUUGAGGGGCGCAGCGGGGCGUUCGGCGCUCGAAGCACCACUCUUCGGCUUCCGCGACCGGUGCAGACUGCGGGCAUCCCUCAGCCCGCACCCCUCAAGCUGUAGAUACCAUCUCUUUUGAUCACUGUUCCUGAUUAUGACAUUGAUCAAGCAUUAAAUUGUGUGCCUUUUGUUCCUCAAAGAGUUAAUUCAAGCAACUCUGUUCUUCCUGGCCUCUGGACUGAGCUGAAAACUGGAUUCAUUCUUUUCUCGUAUGUCAGUCUGAGCUGUGUGUCAACCAAAGAGCUUCAGCCCGAUCUUUCAUUCAAGCCUCAUCUUUCCCAAGGUGAGUUGAUGUGAAAAAAAAUCCUGGUUAUUUUGAAGAUGUUUCAGCACAGUAUUGUUUUGUGUUUAAAUCACAAAUGACUUCAAGAGUUUUAAGAACAAAAGAAACUGGAUUUUUUUAAAAGUUAAAUCAUGCCAUUUGAACAGAAACAGUUAUUUUGUGAUGAAAAACAAACCUUAUUGACAAAAGAAUAUAAUGUAAAAAAUGAGAUAGCUGAUACUAUCAGAUCAUUACCUAAACCAAAAAUUUUAGAAACUAGUUUUCAUUACGAGCUUAAAAAUGUGAAAAUCAGUUUGCCAAAAAUACAUAUUCCAAAUGAAGUCCUAAUGAAGCAUGAAGUUGAAAAAUACAGAAAAUUAUUUCAGAGUAAACCACAGACUGCAAGGAAGUCUAUCAGUAUAAAGACUGUAAGCUGUGCAGAGGAGUGUGUAUUGCUUUGUAAGUCUGAGCGAGCUGAAGAAGAGGGUAUAAACAUGUCUGCAAAAGUACUCAACUUUAGUUGUUCAAAAUGCCAAGACAGUACUCAGUAUAGCCCAAAUGAUUUGCAGAAACACUUCCAAAUGUGGCACCAUGGUGAAUUACCUUCUUUUCCUUGUGAAAUGUGUGAUUUUUCAGCAAAUAACUUCCAGAUAUUUAAACAACACCGACAGACCCAUAAAAGCACUUUAGUAAACUGUGACAUUUGUAACAGUAAGCAUAUGUAUACUUUAUUAGGCUUGACAAGGCAUUUCAUGUCUAAUCAUAGUGUUAAUGGUAACUUUCAAUGUGAAGAGUGUGGAUUCUUCACCCAGGAUGUUGGCACAAUUGUUCAGCAUAUUUAUAGACAUAAAGAAACUCAUUAUAAAUGUGGUAAAUGUCAUCACUUGUGUUCAACCAAAGUAGAGCUACAAAAGCACCUUCAUGUUCAUUCUGGUACUCUUCCAUUCAAUUGUCAAUAUUGUAGCUAUGGUGCCAUUCAUAAAGACCAACUUGUAAGACAUGUUAUAACUUUGCACAAAGAACACUUGUAUGCAAAAGAAAAACUGGAAAAAAACAAUUAUGAUAAAAGAGUGGCAAAGACUUCAGGACUUAAGCUAAUACUUAAAAGAUACAAAAUAGGUCCAUCAAAGACAUUCUGGAAACGUAAGAAAAUUACCAAUGGGAGUGACACAAGUAUAGGAGAAAACACUCAAGUGCUUAAUAGUGUGAAGAACACACAGACUAAAUCUGAAGACCAGAGUCAUCUUGGUCAAGAGCAUUUAAAUGAAGAAAAAGGUGAAAGACUGCACUGUGAGAUUAGUGAUAAGUCUAGAGAGUCAGGGAAGUCAACUCUGUUGUCCACUGGGCAAUAUAACAGAGCUGAUGAGGGGUCAGUACCUACUUCAGGUUCCUUGAAGAGUGCUGUGCUACCAGGAACUACAGUGUUACUGGUGAAAAACAAUAUGAUAACAAUACCUGCUAACUACAGUGCUAAACUUAUGGGCUUCAAGAUGGUGGAUGGAAAACAACAUAUUGUAAUAAAAUUGUUGCCUGCCAAUAAACAGAAUUUAUCCUCACCAGCCUCACAGCCAGAUGCGGCAAUGGAUAAUACUGCUAAUUUGCAACCCCAGACUUCGGACACGACUGGAUUUUUGCCUGGAAUAACAACUGAGGUAAGCGAUACAGUUUGUAUGAAAGCAGCUCCAUUCUCAUGUUCACCUACACUUUCCAGGAAAGUAAUUUCUGGAAAAAAAAAGGCUUUGAUACCUGAAAGGAAUAAUAUGCUUCCAACUGUAGAUCACAGUAAAAGUUUAUCUUCUUUGCCAACAGUGUCAGAAUCUGUUAUUGCAUCAGCAAAUGCCACAGAAGUUGAAGCAAGAGUUAAUGUUGAUUUACGGGAAAAUCAUACCACUCAACAUCAUCCAGAGGUAUUAGGUAUCACAAUUAAAAGUCCAGAUAAAGUCAACCUUACCACCAAGCCAAACGCAUACAACCAUAGCAAUAUGCAUAACUAUUGCAUGAAUUAUGUCAACUCUGAGUUACCUGUUGAGUCUUCUUACCAUGAUGAAUCCACCAACCAUACUGAAUCCUCCAAUCAAGUUGGGUCAUUACCUUUUCAUAAUUACUCAGUGAAUAGUAAGCGUCAUAGGUUUUCAAGAAUAGCAGUGUGUGAAAAUCUUCAGAGAGAAUCUUCAAGCAAAGUAGGGGUCCAACAGCCAAGUAAUGAUGCAGUCUUACCACUAGUGAGAAAGGAGAGUUCAAACUCAGAUGGCCUGUUAGCAUCUGGUAACUCUUUAAAUGAUGAUGGAAGUUUAAAAAUGAAGGCUGAAACGAAAGAACAAUGUGUUAGAGAAGAAAAACAAACCAUUGGUGGACGAAACUUGUGUAUUAAUGAAAACCAAAGUUUAGAGUGUGUGGCUGAAGAAUCCAAAUGGCAUGACAUUUCUAAUACUGGUUCACCUAUGAUGCCUAGAAUCACAUCUGUUUUCUCUCUCCAGAGUGAACAGGCAUCAGAAUUUUUGCCACCUGAAGUAAACCAAUUACUUCAAGAUCUAUUAAAACCUAAAUCUGAUUUAAAGGAAGACUCUAGGAAUAUUCCAAGUAAACACCUGUCAAUUAAUUACGGCCAGUCAUUUCAAAAAGCUGAGGAAGAAAGCAUGAUAGGAUCAUCCAAAGACUCUAAAGUUCAAAGCAUCUUUCCAGUUGUAUCUGGUAGUGUGGGUGCUAAUGUGCCUACAAGUGAUCUGACUUUAAAAUAUAAUGGAAGAGAAAAACAAGGGCUAUCAAUAUCACAAGAUGUGAAAGAGUCAGAGAUGACAUCUAAAAUUCCAGAUGUUGUCACAUUACUUAAGACUCAGUCAGAUGCAAUAAUUACUCAGCAGCUUGUCAAAGACAAACUGCGUACCACCACACAAAGUUCAGGUUCUAUAUAUAUACAGAGUCCACUUGUAACUCCAGAACAGAAAAACCCUAUGUUAGUUCAAACUCCAAGAAGUGUUUUUAUACCACUGCAUGUUGCUAACAAGUCUGGAUUUCAUGUUUUUUCAGGACAAACGCUUCCAUUAGUUAAUACACAAGGUGUCCCUACUUCUUUACUUGUAAACAAGAAACCUGGGAUGAUUUUGACAUUUAAUAGUGGAAAACCUGAAGGUGUUUCCACUGUGAAAACUGAGAAUGCUCACACUUAUGGUAAGGAACCUUGCAAAACACCUUUUUUAAAAGUAGAACAUAACAGUAAUUGUCUUACACCUGCAGUUUGUUCCAGCAUUGGUAGUUGUUUGAGCAUGAAAAGUAACUUGGAAAAUAUGUUGCCAUUAAAAAAUCCUUAUGUUAUUAAAACACUAUCAAGUUCUUCAGUGAAAACUGUUCCUUUUCCUAAUGUGUUGUCUGAGCAGCAGGGCCCCAAGAUGAGUAUCUUGGAUUCAGUUAAGCAGAAUGAAAAUUUCCCAAAACCAUCUCUUUAUACCAUCUUGCCUGAUGGCAAACAAGCUGUUUUUUUAAAGUGUGUGAUGCCAAAUAACACUGAACUGCUUAAGCCUAAGUUAGUCCAAAAUACUACUUAUCAAAAUAUUCAGCCAAAGAUACCUGAAGGAACACCACAAAAAAUAGUGCUGAAAAUCGUCAAUCCUAUUUUAAGUGUGACUGCUGCUGCUAAUCUUCCGGUUAGCAAUUCUUCGUCAUUACAGAAUGAGAAUGUACCAUCUGAUGAGACUACCCUAGGAGAGCAGAAAGAGCCAGAAUCAUCUAGAGAUGCCUUUCCAUGUGUAUCAGAUGAUGUGACACCAGCAAAUGAAGUUGUUCUUUCUUCUGCUGCAACAUGCCAAGAGUCCUCCGACCAACCAUUGUGUAUCAAUGACCAAUCAGAGGCCAUAGUAUUAAGGUGUGAGACAAAUUGUUCUGUUGAGGAAAGUGUCAAUAGAAAAAAGGCAAACAUAAACAAGUAUUCAAAAAUAAAAACUCGUAUAGCAAGUAUGGAUGCUGAAACUGGCUUUCUGUCCAGAAACAGAAGCUGUAAACGAAAGUGUAGUGAUACUUACCAAGAACCUCCAAGAAAAAAAUCAACAUCACGUAGAAAGUGUAAAGAAAAGGCUAAAGCUGAAGAUGUUCAGGAAACAUUAGGAUUUUGCAGACCUAGGCUUUCAAAGAGUUCAGUUAGAACUUUGCGGCUUUUCCCUUUUAGUUCCAGACAGCUUGUGAAAUGUCCUAGGAGGAAUCAACCGGUUGUAGUUUUGAACCAUCCUGACGCAGAUUCUCCAGAAGUAGAGAAUGUAAUGAAAACGAUUGCAAAAUUUAAUGGAAAUGUACUUAAGGUUGCAUUGUCAAAAAGAACUAUCAGUGCUUUACUGAAACCAGUUCAUUAUAACACUUCUGAAACAACUUACAAUAUUAUUUCUAAGAGAUACAAAACAAUUCAACCUGUUAACUCUGUGAAAGAAAGGUUUGUGCUAAAAUUAACACUGAAAAAGACUAGCAAAAAUAAUUAUCAGAUUGUAAAAACUACCUCUGAAGAUGUUCUGAAAGCUAAAUUUAACUGCUGGUUUUGUGGUAGAGUAUUUGACAAUCAGGAUGCAUGGGCUGGUCAUGGCCAGAGACAUUUAGUGGAAUCUACUCGGGAUUGGAAUAUGUUACUGUAAUUUACUAUUAAUUACCAAGGUAAAGUAACAUUACCUUAGAAGAAAAUGAUAGUUUGAAUUAUUUUAAUGAAGAUAUUUUCUUCAGUAUAGUUCUAAAAUUAAGCAUUAAAUGUUGGUUAUAUUUACAUGGAACAACAAAAGCUUUGUUGUACUUGAAAAUCCCAAAACUGUAUAAGUAAGUUUUGAAAGAAACUAAUCAGCACAGAUUGAUUUAUUUCUUUUUCUUUUUCUUUUUUUUUCUUUUUAAAGAUAAGUUUGUGGGAAGUUAGGGCUAAAGAAAAUUUUGAUACAACAGUUUACCAAUAUAGUUCUGUAGACUCUGAGUAGAGGGAAAAGUGGUGGAUAGUCCCCAUUCCUUCUGCUACCAGCCUUAUGAAUCUUACAAAUACAGCUUCUCUGACCCUGGAGAAUGAAUGAGGUUUUCAUCACGUGAAGAGAGAUUUGAGUUUGGGUAAAGAAGUUACUUUACAUCUGUUAACUCCAGUUCGUUUGAAAGAUUGGUUCCUUUGAAACUACAUUUAACUCAACUGUGUUGAAACCUUUACCAGUACUUGGAGUUUGGGUCAUGUUAAUCUUGUUUCCUGUUGUUUCUCUGCCAUAUCAGAGACUGGAACACUUUCCCAUGAUGGUUUUGGCCAUCUCAAGCAUUGGUAUAAAUGAGACAGCCUCAAGAGAAGAUUUAAACUUUGUUUAAAAUCCAGCUGAAUUUCAAUACUUUUUCUGAGUUUGGUUAUAUUCUCCAGUAAUCCCUUUGCACAGAAUUAUGCUUUUCUGAUAAAAGUUGUCCAUAACCAAAUGACUAUUUUCCCCUGUGGUUGCUAUUCCUUCAAAAUGAGACCACUUCAAAGGAAAUGGCUUUUCUUGAAAAUUUUUACAGAGAUAAUAUUUUGAAGCAAGAUUAGCAAACCAGAUCAUAUUUUUGUCUGUCUAUUUCCUGUAUUACCUAAACAUGUCCAAGUUGGGACAGUUUUUGUUGUAGCAGCUUUUCAGGAUGACUGACAACCCAAAACAGACCUGUGAUUGUUGGUGUUUGAAAAUGUGGAAGCAGUAGACUUAGUGACAGUUCACCAAACUGGGAUAAAUCUAAGGAAAUGCCCAACAUUUUGAAAUAGAAGCAUCAGGUUUAAACUGCACCAUGUAAAUUUCUAUCAAUUUUUUUGCAUUAUUGUAUAAUGGAGUUCUUGAAAAAAAUUAAGUACUAUAUACUUUUUUGUUACUAUAAAUGUUACUGGCAUUUUUAUUGAUUGGAUAAAAACUUCAGGGCUUUUUUGUACAUAAU
Molecule: messenger RNA, 6639 nt
Organism: Jaculus jaculus (lesser Egyptian jerboa)
Lineage: Eukaryota; Metazoa; Chordata; Mammalia; Rodentia; Dipodidae
Gene: Znf518a
Product: zinc finger protein 518A
Exons: 4
Coding region: 900-5360 (1486 amino acids)
Biological process (GO): regulation of transcription by RNA polymerase II
Cellular component (GO): nucleus
Molecular function (GO): RNA polymerase II transcription regulatory region sequence-specific DNA binding; DNA-binding transcription factor activity, RNA polymerase II-specific
Source: RefSeq, a predicted model, not a curated record